ACGUCAAACAAAUAGCCAUCAACAAAGCGUUUGCUAGACGGCGUGCUGCGGCGUGAAUUUUCCAGAAAAAGUUUCUCGAAUUUCUGCACACUUUUCCACCAUGGAUGAUGGCGAUUACGAUAACGAUGAUGUCGGUGGGGAUGAGUUCGACGAUGUCGAGGAGGACGACAACAUUGACGAGCUGAACCAGGAGGAGGAUGGGGACAACAUCGAGAUCAUCAAUCCGGGCCAGGCCGGCGGCGGUGUGCCGAAGAACAAGCGCAUCACGACCAAGUACAUGACGAAGUACGAGCGAGCGCGUGUGCUCGGUACGCGCGCCCUGCAGAUCGCCAUGUGCGCACCGAUCAUGGUGGAGCUGGAGGGCGAGACGGACCCGCUGCAGAUUGCGAUGAAGGAGCUGAAGCAGCGCAAAAUUCCCAUAAUCAUCCGGCGCUACCUGCCCGACUCGUCGUACGAGGACUGGAGCAUCGAUGAGCUAAUUAUAAUCGACCAUUAAAAGAGAGUGUUAAGCUGCGAGGGUUUUGAACAUUGUAUAUUAUAUUAAGGUGAAAAAAUACACAGUCUUCUCUACACAGGCUGCAAACAGGA
Anopheles merus is the source of this 588-nucleotide messenger RNA. It is a transcript of the gene RpII18, whose product is annotated as DNA-directed RNA polymerases I, II, and III subunit RPABC2. Gene Ontology annotation, cellular component: nucleus; RNA polymerase III complex; RNA polymerase II, core complex. Lineage: Eukaryota; Metazoa; Arthropoda; Insecta; Diptera; Culicidae. The record is from RefSeq and is a predicted model, not a curated record. Gene Ontology annotation, biological process: DNA-templated transcription. Bases 101 to 496 code for a protein of 131 amino acids. Gene Ontology annotation, molecular function: DNA binding; DNA-directed RNA polymerase activity. The transcript is spliced from 2 exons.